AUGGCUCGUUUUCGGUUGAGGAGUCUACAGAAGAUCUUAGAUGGAAACCCUACUGGCGAAACUGAGCUGAGUGGGAUAGACCGCUCGACCCUAUAUACCUUUGAGAGUCUCUAUGGAACUGUCUAUCUUCCGCUACUACCAGGAGGUUACUUGGGGAAAACCCGGAUAGAAUAUAUCUUGGGUAUGCUGAAUCGAAUAAUAGACACUAUCCCUAACCACCCUCUUGACAUAUGGUGUGAUGAUAGUUUUUACUCGACGAAGAUACCGCCUAAUAUUCGACUGCCAAAACCAAAGGAAGGACGCACUCUCUUCUGGGACACCCGGUCAGCAGAUGACGGCGGCCAGAUCUUGACCUCGAUGGAGGGAACCUGUGCGAAUGGUAAGCUAUACGCGUUUAAUAUAGUAAACCCUAAAGCGAAGCGUGAAACGAUUGUUAUAUGCCCUUCGCCUCUGGGCCAGUACUCCUCUCUCGGUCAAUUUCAGGUGAACAUGCUGUCUGCUCCUGAGAAAUUCGCAAAGGGCGUACACAUAGACAAGUUUAGGUUUUCUCUGGUCUUCACUCUGAUCCAUGAGCUAUCUCAUUCCAUCCUCAUCCUCAGGGAUUUAGCAACGAGUGAUGUCAAGGGACAGGUAGAUAGUUACGGUUGGAAAGAGGCCACCUUUCAUGGUGAUACUAACCACCUGAACGCCCAAGAUAAUGCCGACAACUUUGCGUUCUUUGUUCUUGGUAAUAUUGACCUUCUAUCAACCCCCGUUCUCCUUGAGCUUUACGCUGACUGUCCUGGACAAAGCGAUGUUCCUAAGUAA
Messenger RNA from Microsporum canis CBS 113480, 807 nucleotides. RefSeq lists its product as uncharacterized. The transcript is spliced from 5 exons. NCBI's taxonomy places the organism in Eukaryota, Fungi, Ascomycota, Eurotiomycetes, Onygenales, Arthrodermataceae. The record is from RefSeq and is a predicted model, not a curated record. Bases 1 to 807 code for a protein of 268 amino acids. Gene Ontology annotation, molecular function: metallopeptidase activity.